This is a messenger RNA of Eutrema salsugineum, 1035 nucleotides long. Its product is annotated as ervatamin-B. The transcript is spliced from 2 exons. The record is from RefSeq and is a predicted model, not a curated record. The coding region runs from base 1 to 1035 and encodes 344 amino acids. Lineage: Eukaryota; Viridiplantae; Streptophyta; Magnoliopsida; Brassicales; Brassicaceae. Gene Ontology annotation, molecular function: cysteine-type endopeptidase activity. Gene Ontology annotation, cellular component: lysosome.
AUGGCAUCGAUAGUAUUUGUGUUCAUGAUCCUAACCAUUUUUUCCAUGGGUCUAAAAGUCUCUCAAGCCACAUCUCGUGUCUCUUUCCACGAGCCAGUGCUUGCUGACCACCACCAGCAAUGGAUGAGUCGAUUCUCUCGAGUUUAUAACGACGAGCUCGAGAAACAAAUGAGAUUCGAUGUGUUCAAGAAAAACUUAAAAUACAUUGAGAACUUUAAUAAGAAGGGGAAUAGAACCUACAAGCUUGGUGUCAACGAGUUCGCGGAUUGGACAGAAGAGGAGUUCAUUACCACACACACUGGUCUCAAGGGCAUUAAAAGAAUUUCACCCUCUGAGUUUGUCGAUGAAAUGAUACCGUCUUGGAAUUGGAACGUCAGUAAUGUCGCUCGUGAGACCAAAGAUUGGAGAUACGAAGGAGCCGUAACACCUGUUAAAUACCAAGGCCAAUGCGGAUGUUGUUGGGCGUUCUCAGCCGUCGCAGCGGUGGAAGGUGUGACUAAGAUUGCACGAGGCAACCUCGUAUCAUUAUCUGAACAACAACUUGUAGAUUGCGACAGAGUGGAUAAGGGUUGUGGAGGCGGGAUGAUGUCAGACGCUUUCGACUACAUUAUCCAAAAUCGAGGCAUUGCUUCAGAGCAAGCGUACCCUUACCAAGCGACAGAGAGAAGAUGCCAGUUCAAUGCGAGACCCGCUGCAUCGAUCAGAGGCUUCCAGACCGUUCCAACCAACAACGAGCGCGCAUUGCUCGAAGCUGUAUCGAGACAGCCUGUCUCGGUGUCCAUUGACGCAGAUGGACCCGGUUUCAUGCAUUACUCAGGUGGAGUGUACGAUGAGCCAUACUGUGGGACAAGCGUGAACCAUGCAGUGACGUUCGUUGGGUACGGGACGAGCCCGGAAGGGAUCAAGUAUUGGCUGGCUAAGAACUCUUGGGGUGAGAGUUGGGGAGAGAAUGGUUACAUUAGGAUCCGUAGAGAUGUGGAGUGGCCUCAAGGCAUGUGUGGUGUGGCUCAGUAUGCAUUUUAUCCGGUUGCAUAA